AUGACUAUACGCCUUCAAGAAGUGGUGAGGUCCGAAGUGGAAGGCGGUCUCUCAGGACCAGCAAACCCAAUACCAAGUCAGUCGAUAGACUGCGGUUGUACACAACUGCGAUGUCCAAGGCUAGCGAAAUUCGCAACACGUCGAUUAUUCGUUGGGCUACUAGCAUGGGUCGGUCUAGUUCAAGCGGCUGCGUAUGCGUACUUUUACGUAGCUGCACCCACAAUCGCAAGAAGAUUUCAGUUCGAUCCUUACAUAAUGGAAUGGGUCCUUGCAAUAUCCGAUACGAUACCAUUCGUCCUUGGUUUACUCAUUGCAUAUUGGGGUGACAGAAUUCACAGAGCUGCCUGGAUCGGAGGCAUAGUUCUUUUACAAAGCAUCUCAUAUUUCAUCAUGAUUAUUCCUCAUUUAACGCACUCAGUCAAAGUAAUCGAUGAGUCUGAGAACGUCACGCAUAUGUCAUUAUACGCAGAUGAUAAUCGAGAAUUGUGUACAGACGGUUUGUCUCGAAUCCUCGCGAAAGAAGAUGAACCAUGCCACUUUACAUUCGCACUUAUGAUCGUCGUACAAAUUAUAUCCGGAAUUGCAAAUAUUUCAUAUUAUGCACUAGGUAUUUCUUAUUUAGAUGAUAAUACCAAGAGGAAAAGUGUUGCUGCUUUUAUUAGCGUCGUUAUUGCUGUGAAAAUUAUUGGCGUUCUUUUGGGUUACUUCCUCGCGUGGGCAUGCCUUGGGUUAGAUGCAGUAACACUGUCUUCUAUAGAAACCUACAGGGAACAAAUUGGUGCAUGGUGGCUAGGCUUACCGAUUCUCACAGUAUUACUUAUAGUUCCCGGUUUACUACUCGCAUGGUUCCCAAGAAUGCUGCCAUCUGAGGUUGUAGAACUGGCCGCAGCUUCGUUGCUAAACAUAAAUUCUGGUAGAUACAAUCGAUCGCCCCGGCGAAUAAUCAGCGAUAAAGUAGGCAGCCCCAGUUUCCUGCCAUCAGUGGGUAGAUUGUUCAUUAAUAAAAUUUUAGUGUGCACUGUCCUCGCCUGCACGUUCUAUACCAUGGCAACUCUAAAUUUCAUGGGUUACGAAAACCUGAUCACGCAAUCGAGGUUUCACGUACCGAAGCCGACUGGAAUGUUACUCGGUUUCAAUGAUCCAAUGACCUCUAGGCUAUUAUCAAACAUUUUGAAGCCUAUUCUGAUUGGUUUAAUCGUGGUAAUUUCGGGCCUGGUAAUAGCGAAAGCGAAACCCAGCUCGAGGGGUGUUGUGGGAUUCGGUAUAGUAAUGACGGUUUUGUCAGCUGUAAUUAUAUUCUCGUUGACUGCUACAUCCUGUCAGAAAAGGCCUAUUGUCGAAACCGACAGCAAAGGAUCAAUUAAUUUGCUGCAAUACUGCAACAGAGAUUGUGGUUGUUCGAAGGACGCCGAUUUCCGUCCUGUUUGCGACAGCAAAGGCAUGUUCACAUUUUACAGUCCUUGUCACGCUGGAUGCACCUCCUCCGAAUACAAGAACGGUAUAACGAUUUACAAUGGUUGCAGUUGUAUAAAAAAUUCAGAAAAUAUGGAGGCACAUGAUGGGCCUUGCGACUCGAAUGCCUGUCAAAUCGGUUGGUUAACAUUUGAGUUUGGCACUCUAGUGGCGUACGCGUUGAUCGCCUCGACGAUCGUGGGAGACUUGUUAGUAAUUUUGAGGUCAGUCAACGCACAAGAUAAGGCCAUCAGCAUCGGUUUCUGGAUGAUGUGGUCUGCCAUUAUUGUGAAUGUACCCGGAAAACUUAUAUACGACACUAUAGCGAAUCUGACCUGUCAAUAUUGGGGAACUCAGAGAUCGAUUUGUCGCCUCCAUCACAGCAUGAAGCUCGGGAACUAUUUGUGUUACCUAACGGGUUCUAUCUUGGUCUUGUGCGCGUUACUAAAAGUCCUGUUGUGGUUUUUCUGCAAAGACUUAAAACUUUGCGAUCAAGAAACCAAGGAAGUCCCAUCCGGAGCUGAGAUGCAAAAACUGAUGUCAGAUCCACCCAAAAAACAAACGGAGCCAUCCGAUACAAGCAAUAACAACAAUACGGUACAAGUAGAAGUUACCAACGAAGUAGCAUCGAAGUCGACAGAAUCACUCAACGAAGGCCUACAAAAGGAAGAAGACCAGAAACAAGCCGAAAAAGUAUUACUGAAGUACGGUCCCCUAGGACCAGGUGAUCGUCGAACAGGUUCGAAGUCAUCGCUCAGCCAAGCAUCACAGUCACGGCGGUCCGAAAUACGGAAUCUGGACUCGGAGGAUGAGCUCAGUUCUAGCGACGAGGAGGAAAAGAAGAACUCUAGCUCGAAGGUGGCAUACAGACCGUUGGACCUCGAUUCAGAUGUGGAGAGUGAUCUGAGCAACACAGAGCCUAGAUCGCGUAGACGUAUCCUCAGCAAGGAUUACGACAUUGCCUACGACGAUAGCCAACCAUCAUCCGCGACGAGUUCGGUACCGAGACGGGAAUUCCCGAAUCCUGCUAAUUACGAGGAUCCCAGACUGGCCAGGAUGACGAAUCCGGCGGAUCAAAAUGGUUUUAUCGAUGGAUCAUCGAAGACCAACAGCUUUGAAUACUCGACGAAGGGACAUGGGAAUGAAACGCAGAAAAAAGGUGACUUUAACGAAAUUGGUAUACCUAUUGUGGAUCCUGAUCUUCCUAAGAACAACGAUCAGCCUUUCAUAAAAGACGUGAAGUCACUGAUCAAUCAGUACGAGCAUAAUGCUGAGCAACAGAUAGAUGAGGAUCAUGAGUCGGUGAGAUCUGGAGAAAGUGGAAAUCAUCGCCUGGAUAUAGUCAAACUACCGGAGGAUCGACCCGAAUCACGUGAAAGCAAUAGUCCGAAAGCAUCUAGCAAAGGUAGUAGGGGAACGUUACACACCGAUUUCUAA
Dufourea novaeangliae is the source of this 2889-nucleotide messenger RNA. RefSeq names its product solute carrier organic anion transporter family member 1A2-like. Lineage: Eukaryota; Metazoa; Arthropoda; Insecta; Hymenoptera; Halictidae. Gene Ontology annotation, biological process: transmembrane transport; sodium-independent organic anion transport. Gene Ontology annotation, molecular function: protein binding. The record is from RefSeq and is a predicted model, not a curated record. Gene Ontology annotation, cellular component: membrane.